AUGGGUAACGUUGAGCCUGACCCAAGCCUUACGCAAAAGAACCUUUCCUCGAGUGCUUGUACAGCACACAAAUCCACCAUUUUGUUCCGAUUCCCAUUGUCGUCUGGGAGUCCGUCUCCUCCUCCCAUCCUACCAUUGUUGCCCGAUCUGGUGUAUCAAAACCAACCGGGGCCCUCCAAUCCCUACCUCGCCCUCCUGCCGCCUGAAGAUGAGAUCCCCAACCUUGACGAGUUACCCUCCAAACAACCACCCUUGCCCCCACCUACCACGCCUGCUCCUACCAUGUCAGGACACCACCGCAUCACCCUCGCCGCCAACCCCCCCUACUUCGAUGGCGACAAGACCAAAUACAUGGGCUUUGUGGACUCGUGCACCACCUACAUUGGCGCAUACCAGUCAGAAUUCUUGCUGGAUGAAACCAAAAUCCUCUUCAUCCUCUCCUACCUCCGCAAUGAGGCUGGCACAAGCUGCGCCGCCUCGAGAUGGGCAAUGAACUGGAAACAGCGCAACUUCGAAAGCCUUAAUGGAAUAAAGGCUGGGGUCACCUCGGCGACCUUCUUAGAGGAACUUCAGAGGGCCUUUGGGGACUCCAACAUGGAGCAAGUUGCUGCCGCUCAACUCAUGGCUCUGCGCCAGAAUAGACAAUCCUUUGCGGAUUAUAUCUCCGACUUCGAGAUGCUGGCUGCGGACGCGGGGUACAACGUGGUCACCUCCACCGACAGCAAGGGCGAGUACAAGAAGGGGGAUCAGGACAAUAUCCUCAUCGAGUUCCUUGAGCGUGGGCUGAGCAGCGAGAUUGCAAGUCGCCUCUACAACACCAGUGUCCCUUUGCCCAAGGCAUAUGGUGCCUUCAAGGACUGGUGUGUCAACAUCGAGGCCAAUGCCUUGCGUGACCAGCUGCGUAAGGCUUCCUAUGCGCACUCGACUCCGCGGCCUCCCCUCCAAUUCCGCCCUCAGACAGCACCAGCGGUGCCCACACCUGCUCCGACCCGGCCAGCUGCCAACAAGCCGGUUCCAAUGAAAAUCGAUUGCACCCAUGCCCAGGGCCGCAAUAUCAUCUGCUACAACUGUCAGCAGCCUGGACACAUCGUGCGGAAUUGUCCGGAGCCCAAGAAGAAGCGCACAUUCUUCAAUCGGGCCACAAUGCUAGAAGAAAUCGAGAACGGGGACAAGGACAACGAGUUCCUCAAGGAGAUUGCCGAGAAGCUGCGUGAGAAGGGUUUUUGA
Mycena citricolor is the source of this 1227-nucleotide messenger RNA. The record is from the annotation of a GenBank genome assembly. NCBI's taxonomy places the organism in Eukaryota, Fungi, Basidiomycota, Agaricomycetes, Agaricales, Mycenaceae.